Molecule: messenger RNA, 719 nt
Organism: Stylophora pistillata
Lineage: Eukaryota; Metazoa; Cnidaria; Anthozoa; Scleractinia; Pocilloporidae
Product: complex I assembly factor TIMMDC1, mitochondrial
Biological process (GO): mitochondrial respiratory chain complex I assembly
Cellular component (GO): mitochondrion
Source: RefSeq, a predicted model, not a curated record
AUGAAUAUUUUGGAUCAAUAUUACACUGCACUCAUUGGAGUUCAAGGGUUAAAGGAAAGAGGCUAUGAAAAGGGAGUUUGUCCAGAGAUUGAACAAAUAAGAACAGUCAAGUUUACAACAACUGUUUUUGCCUUUGUCUUUGGUGGUCAGUUUGGUUAUGGAAUUGUAGAUGACAGCUUUCAACGACACAACCAGUUGACCGUGUAUGAAUCUGUAAUGCAUGCUCAGCGUCGCUACCAUGCAUCUGUAGUUGUGGGAUUUGUUAAGUAUGGAUGGCGCUGGGGAUGGAGAGCUGGUGCCUUUGCGGGUGUUUACAGCUUUCUUAUGGUAGCACUGGAGGCUUAUUGCAACAGACAUGAUGCACUGAAUUUUAUGGCCAGUGAAGGUAAGUGUGGAGAUUGAAAACACUCUAUUUGGUACAUACACAAUACUUAGUUUGUAAAAUUUCUUUUCUCAGAAUAAAAAGUCAUAAUUCGAUUAAAUCUGUAAUGAAAACAUUUUGUCACUUUUAAAGCAGAUUAUCAAUCAGGUUAAUUAAUUUGCCACAUGAUAACAUUUUGCUUUGAACAUAACAGCCUCAAUAGGUGUUCUGCAUAACAUAUUUUCUGGGAGGCAUAAAAUGGCUGUUGGGGCAGCAUUUGAUGGGGAUUUGAGGUUGGCAAGUUUUGUUGAAAAGAAAAUGAACUGACUGUAGUACUUAUCAUGAUACCAACAAUAGA